AUGUUGAGACAAUUCACAAAUGACAAGGAAUUGGUGAGGCAUGCAGUCACCCGAUUUGCCACUUCAUUUCUCUCUUUGGAAAGGCUUUAUGAGGAGAAAGGAAAUCUAAGAAGAAUGUUCGCUUUGGAUGAGUGGGUAAGGAAUAAGUUGUCAAGGGAGGCAAAGGGAAGGGAGGCAACAAAGGUUGUUAUUAGGCCCUCCUUUUGGAAUCAUGUCAAGUACACCCUUAAGAUCAUGGGGUCUCUUGUUCGGGUGCUUCAACUUGUUGAUGGGGAGAAGAAGCCGCCAACGGGUUAUAUAUAUGAAGCAAUGGAGAAGGCAAAGGAAUGUAUCAUGAAAACAUUUUCUAAUGAUAUGGAAUUGCCAACUUCAUGGUCGGUUGCAUGCAACUGGUCAUUUCUGAAUCUGGAGUUGUUUUAUGAUAAUCCUCGCAUUGAAUUGGAUUUAGAAGUUACAAAGGAUGCAUUUUGGUGGCGAACAUAUGGGCAUGAAGCUCCAAACAUGCGAGACCUUACUAUCAAGAUCUUGAGCUUGACUUGUAGUGCUUCUGGAUGUGAGCGCAAUUGGAGUAUAUUUGAGCAUAUUCAUACUAAGAAAAGAAAUAGGCUUGAUCAUGAAAGGAUAGAAAGCUUGGUCUUCAUAAAGUAUAACCAACAACUUAUCGAGAGGUACAACCUUAAAGAUGAAGUUGACCCUAUUGCACUCAAUGACAUUGAUGAGUGUAAUGAGUGGUUAGUGGGAGAAAUUAGGACUGCCACCUUUCGAGAUGAUGAUAAUAUGGAUGAUGAUGCUGAUUUGGUUUAUCAAGAUUACAACAGUUUGAGUUAG
Messenger RNA from Arachis stenosperma, 828 nucleotides. RefSeq lists its product as uncharacterized. Gene Ontology annotation, molecular function: protein dimerization activity. The transcript has 3 exons. NCBI's taxonomy places the organism in Eukaryota, Viridiplantae, Streptophyta, Magnoliopsida, Fabales, Fabaceae. The coding region runs from base 1 to 828 and encodes 275 amino acids. The record is from RefSeq and is a predicted model, not a curated record.